Messenger RNA from Scylla paramamosain (green mud crab), 2233 nucleotides. Its product is annotated as cholecystokinin receptor type A-like. The transcript has 10 exons. NCBI's taxonomy places the organism in Eukaryota, Metazoa, Arthropoda, Malacostraca, Decapoda, Portunidae. Gene Ontology annotation, biological process: G protein-coupled receptor signaling pathway. Gene Ontology annotation, molecular function: neuropeptide Y receptor activity. The record is from RefSeq and is a predicted model, not a curated record. The coding region runs from base 374 to 1909 and encodes 511 amino acids. Gene Ontology annotation, cellular component: plasma membrane.
CGAAAAGAAAACGAGCAGAUCAACACAACCAUCUCACGUGUUAUAUUAUUUUUAUUAUUGUUUUUUUUAGCUUAAUGGCUGCUUGUUCACCGCCAGCACGAUAUGGGGGGAGAAAUAAGAGGAAUAAACGAAAGUAAUAAGAAAGGAAAGAAUAAAAAGAAAAAAAUAUGAAGAAAGAAAAAAGAAACAGAGGAAAAACGAGGACAAAAUAGAGAAAGAGAGAAAGUGAGAGAGUGAGCAAGACUUUGAAGUGAUUCGAACACUGGCGUAUGAACUUUUCAACGAAGGAAAGUGACAAGAAGAGAGAAAGAGAAAGAAAAAAAAGAUAAAGGAGAAAAUCGAGAGAAUAUUUCAUUACAAGUUUUCUCAAGUCAUGGAAGAACCACCUGGAUUUAUGGAGCUGGACGAGGACUUCUUGAAUAUCUCCUCCUCCUCCUCCUCCUCCUCCUCCUCCUCCUCCUCCUCCUCCUCCAAUGACAGUCUUUCCAUCACCAUUGCAGAUCCUUAUGACCUUCGCUAUCCAUGGAGGGAAAUUCCGUAUUUUUAUGUCCAUAUUACGACUUAUUUGGUGACUCUCGUGUUUGGAGUACUUGGCAACGUGGCAGUGAUCGUACUUAUGGCAGGCGACCGCAAAUCAAGAAACACUACCAAUUUAUUCUUGGUAUCACUUAGCAUGGCGGACCUGCUCAUGCUCCUCCUCUGCGUGCCCCUCAAGACUGUUUACUUCUUCGUGGUGCUGUGGGACUCCGGGGGCGCGGCGUGCAAGGUGGCAAACUACAUAAUGAUGCUUUCCUUCACCGCCAGUGUCUUGAAUCUAACGGCCGUGAGUCUUGAAAGGUUCAUUGUCAUCGUGUUCCCCAUGAGGUCAAGGUCACUGUGCACUAUGAGCAACUGCAGGAGGUCAGUCAUGGUAGUGUGGGUGACCUCCCUCCUCCUGGCCAGCCCUGUCAUCUUUGUCAUGCGCAUGAGUACUGUCGUUUACAUGGACCCCGCCAAGACCAGUAAGGGUGACCGCGUAUUACUGCCAGAAGAUGGACUCCCUUGCCUUCGUAACAUACCAGCUUUCAGUUCUCUUCGUGGUGCCUGCCCUGCUGAUGAUCGCCUUCUAUGCAGCAGUCAUUUCUUGCUGGUGCUAGUGGGGGGUGAAAAUGUUGUUAUCUCUCUAACACUCUCACCAUAUCCUUUCUCUUAUCAACACACACACACACACACACCCUUCCCUCACACUAACCACUCCUCCUCCUCCUCCUCCUUCUCCUUCUCCUCCAGCAGGACAGAAACUUAUUACCUCCAAACUAGGGGACGUGAAUUGACAGCAGGAAGGUUAACAGCAGGAAGGUUAACAGCAGGAAGGAGCAACAUGGCCCGUGAUUCUGCUUAUAACAGUUCCGCCUCCCUUUACGUGCCCCAGCCCUUCCUCAGGUCCCGCACCCCGUCGCCAGGAGGAAGGUGCCUGCAGAGGAAGAGGGAGAAGGGAGAGGAUGUGAGGAGGGCAAGGAAGCAGGUUAUCAAGAUGCUGAUUGUGGUGGUGGUGCUGUUUCUCUUGUGUUGGGGCCCGAGCAUCAUAAUGGGGGUGUGCAUUAACCUGGGGCUCAUACAGUUCAAUGAGGUCUUCUACAACUUCAACAUCAUCUUCGUGCUCCUUCCCUUCAUUCACUGCUGCAUCAACCCCGUCAUCUACUGCUCCAUGUCAAAAAACUUCAGGAGGGCAGUGAAGCAGUACCUCCCCUGCAGGCGUACCAAUACCUCUACUGCCAGUUCCUGCUGUGUGUCUCUCCCCUGCUGUUCCAAGGACGCCCCUCCAUCUGGCCCACUAAGAAGGGUCGUGGAUAGAAGCAUGUUUUCCUCUUAUUACUCUCCUGAGGUUACUACAAGACAUACUGAUGUUGAGAAUGUGUCGAAUAUGUGAGUGUGUGUGUUUGUGUGUGUGUGUGUGUGUGUGUGUAAUCUUUGGUGUUUGUUUUUCUUUCGUUUGUUUGUUUGUUUGUUUGUUUGUCUUAGUGGGUCUUUUCGUCUUAUUUUCAUUUCUAAGGGAGUUUGAUUUUCUUUGAAUGUUUUUCCAGUUUUUUUUUUCUUUUUCUUUAUUUCUUUACUUAUUUCAGAGGAAUUUUUUUUUUUUCAUUUUUGUGGGCUUCGUUUUCUUUCUUUUUUUAAUGGAUUUUCUCUCUCUCUCUCUCUCUCUCUCUCUCUCUCUCUCUCUCUCUCUCUCUCUCUCUCUCUCUCUCUCUCUCUC